AUGUAUAGUCAUCCAGAACAGCUUCCUCUCAUUUGCCACCGCUCCUCCGAAGAAAGCAGUCGAAAAUUUAAGCGUAUUGCUCUAUCCGUUACCUACCUUAUUUUUUCUACAGGAAUUGACCCGACGAUCACAGCAGCUGCUGCUCCGACGAUAGCGGAAUAUUUCGGCGACACUUCGAGCUCACUUUUUCUGCCUACCAUAACUCUUCUCUUCUCCACUAUUGCGGCACCUAUGUUUGCACAACUAUCUAACGCUUGUGGUACUGCCUUUGCUUGUGGAAUCGCGUCGCUCUUUUUUGCUGGAGGAGCUUUGACGUGUGUAUUUGCACCCACUCUCCUUGUUGUAUUGUGCGGCCGAGCGCUUGCGGGUCUAGGAAUUGGUGGAAUCGGUAUUCUGAGUUCUGUCGUAUUAUCAGGUGUAAGCGUGCAUUUCGACCUCCAAUACCCUCGUUUCCUGACUUCUUCCACCAAGGUCUCGAUGGCACUAGGCGGCCCUGUCGGUGGAAUCGUCUCCGACAAGCUACAUUGGCGAGUAGCUUUUAUGCUUGAAGUUCCCCUGGCAUUGGUGGCCUUCCUCGUCUCUGUCCUAUGUCUCGAAUCCCAUGCUACGAUGUCCGGCGGUAUUUCUACCCCAAUAAGUCGGACUCCUCCCAAAAAACAAGUCGACAUCAUGGGAUGCAUCCUUCUUCCUCUAAUAAUUGCUCCUGUCAUUUUAAUCUCCUCGACUCUGGCCACGUCUUUCGGCGCAUCCGAGGCCACCUACGUCGACAAGGCUGUCGUUAUAAUCUCGAUCAUCGUCGCAAUCGCGUCAACAGCCGUAUUUUCUUUCAAUGAACAUCUCUCGACGAACCCGAUCGUUUCUGUCCGCCUUCUACGCCGCAAGAACGUCGGGACCGCCUGCUUUAUGCAGCUUCUUUGCGCAAGUGUCCAUCAUUCUAUCCUCAGCCUCUCACCGAUCGUAGCAGUCGUCAUCGGUCGCACGUCGGUCUCUCUCGCCGGGAUCUACAUUAUGCCCAUCUCCCUCGCUGCAGUGCUCGCCACCGUCGUCGCAGGGCACCGUAUCAAGCGUACUGGAAGGUGCAAAUCCCUGCUCCUCGUCGGGGCGUUCUUCGUCAUUUUAGGACCGCUCGCUUUCAUGGGGGCUGUUUCAUACGGCGAGGGUCGAGGUCAUAAAAUUAUUUACGCACUCUGUAGCUUUCCCUCGACGUUCGGGUUCCAGCUUAUCAGCUCCGUCUCGAUAGUCGUGCUGUUGGCGGGGUGUGAUUCUACGGAGAUCGCAGAUAUCACAAGUCAUGCCUCUCUGUUCAAGUCACUGGGGGGCGUCAUGGGGGCGUCGCUGUCGGCAGUUGUUAUGCAAGGUCUUCUGUCGUACACGCUGUCUACAACCUUGCCACCACAAGAUCAUCAGUAUCUUCUGGCUCUGAAAUCUCCGGGACAAGACUGGUCUUCCCUUCCCCUGGCGGUACAAGCGGUGGGAUAUGAUGCAUGGAAGAGCACUCUCGGCGCGAUAUUUGGUAUCCUCUCAUGCAUCUCCAUGAUCAACGUUCUCGUCACAUCAUGGGGUAUCUCUGAGCUUGAUGCCAGCAGUUUGAGUACUGCGUACUGA
Molecule: messenger RNA, 1605 nt
Organism: Stereum hirsutum FP-91666 SS1
Lineage: Eukaryota; Fungi; Basidiomycota; Agaricomycetes; Russulales; Stereaceae
Product: MFS general substrate transporter
Exons: 5
Coding region: 1-1605 (534 amino acids)
Biological process (GO): basic amino acid transport; transmembrane transport
Cellular component (GO): fungal-type vacuole membrane
Molecular function (GO): basic amino acid transmembrane transporter activity
Source: RefSeq, a predicted model, not a curated record